Cyprinodon tularosa is the source of this 7753-nucleotide messenger RNA. RefSeq names its product polycystic kidney disease protein 1-like 2. The coding region runs from base 9 to 7337 and encodes 2442 amino acids. The record is from RefSeq and is a predicted model, not a curated record. Gene Ontology annotation, biological process: detection of mechanical stimulus. Gene Ontology annotation, molecular function: carbohydrate binding; protein binding; calcium ion binding. The transcript has 41 exons. Gene Ontology annotation, cellular component: membrane. NCBI's taxonomy places the organism in Eukaryota, Metazoa, Chordata, Actinopteri, Cyprinodontiformes, Cyprinodontidae.
GCCCAGAGAUGGAGAAAGUAAUUUUGCUCUCAAGCACUUUGAUGGUUUUCCUCAUCUCCAGCUGUUGCGCUGAGGAAGAGUUUAUAGUCUGCUCUAAUUACCAGAAAGCAUUUGAAGGAGCUUGCUAUGAGUUUGUAGGUCUGCAGUUUUCCUUCCUCAGAGCUGAAGCGUGGUGUGAGAGAGGUGGGGGACACCUGGUUUUUAUCUUGAAUGAUGAAACACAGCAGUUCCUUCAAACAUACCUGGAGCCUGAUAAGGACUGGUGGCUUGGGCUGGCACCUGCAGCGCCAAACCUCACUCAGGAUUCCUCUCCCACUGAAGGUUCUCUUGCAUGGUUGGACAGUUCAGAUGUCAGCUACAGUAACUGGGUAAACCCACCUGAUGUCCAAGCAGCUUGUGGACACAUUCUGGGACACACAGGCUUCCAGUGGACGGCCACAGAAAACUGCACCCAGGAACUCAACUUUGUCUGCCAGUUUGAUAUUGGAAGAACAGUUGCAUGUGAAGGUCAAAAUGCCAAAUUGCAAUGCGGUUCUGGUCAGGUUUUGGAGAUUGAAGAUGCCUUCUACGGACGGAAAACUAUUCAUUAUUGCCGAUCCCACUUCACUACUUUACCCACAUUUUCCCAGGAGGAAUGCAGCUGGAUUAAUGCUUUGGAUUCUGUAACAGCUCAUUGUCGUGGACUGCAGGCCUGUCAGGUUCCAUUGGAUCUGAACUCCUUCACUGAACCCUGCCCAGUGUUGGGAAGUUAUCUAUCGGUGGAGUACCACUGCAAAGACGGACUUUCCUUGCAGAUCAUUAACCUGGCUUCUGUUGUCGAUAAUGUUUCCAUCACUGUAAAAUGGCUCCUUCAUCCCUUUCAUGGAAACUUAACUUGCACCGUGGAUACUGGAGAUGGCCACAUCAUUGAUCCAUAUAAUCCAGAAGAGAUGGAGUCUGCAAUCAUACACAGAUUUCGCAAGCCUGGUGUUUUCAUAGUUGAGGUUGAAUGCAGCACCAGUGACUGGCACGUCACUGCUCAGAAAACUAUAAUAAUCCAGGAGCCUGUUGGUGAGUUGAGAGUGGUGAAGUGUUAUGGCAACAAUGUGACAACAGAUGGCACCAAAUGCAACACCCUCUAUGGGGGGCCUGUUCAGAUACAACUUGGACUGGAAACAGGGACAAAUGUUACAUACUCAGUUCUUCUUAAUAGCAAUCAGAUUGCAAACUCUUUUGUGGACUCGGGGAACCAACCUCACAACAUCACACUGAAUCAGACUGUGGUUCAAAGUCUUAAACCUGGCUGCAAGAAUUUAACCAUAUCUGCAUCUAAUGGGGUCACACCCCACCCAGUGUCCACUGACCUGCUGCUGUGCCUCCUGGAACCUGUUGUCGGCCUGCAGGCCAAUAUAAUGACAGAAAAGGAUGAAUGUCCAGACUCUCCUGAUCUCACCAUUGCUGUCUCAUUGAAGCAAGGGUCCCCAGUGGAGCUUUAUUUUAACUUCACUGGGUUAAGAGACGUGCUGACUGAAACCAGAAACAUGAUUAAUAAUAGCCUGCAUACUCACGUGUUCUCCCACCCACUGGAAGGGCUUUUGAAAGUGAAAGUCCAAGCUGUGAAUGUCUUUUCAAGCUCUCAGCUGGAAAUUGACUUAAUGAAAAUACUGCAGGCUUGCCAGAAUUACUCCUCGACAAGUGAAAAUGAAAACACGGAGGAUAACUAUGAAAUAUCAGGCGGCUUGGAAAUAACAGCUUCUCCUGACCAGUUCGUUGACCACAGUCAGAGUGUUGAGCUGAAUGUAGCCGGUGCUGAAUUUCGGGACAGCAAAAGAUUCAUAUUUGAGUGGCAAUGCAAUGGACACUGCUCAUGCAGAAAUACAACAAGGGAAGAAACUCAUGUGAUUGAAAAAGAUUGUCUUCCUAAUCCAUUUGAAAUAUUUGAAUACAGUUUGACUAUGAGGAAAAGAACAUGGUUUAGGAAGUGGGUGGAGCUUGCCCGAGCCUCUAAAUGCAUUACAGUUACCCCUCUAAAGGAAUUACAGGACAUCACAAUCAGGUGUAACAACUGUGAUUCCUUAAAUGUGAAUGAAAGUGCAAAGCUAAGUCUCAGCUGUGCAACAACUUGCCCAGAUGUAGUUUGGCAAAUAGAAGAUCCAAAACCUAUGAUGGAGGAUCUCAAUGAAUGUUACUCAAAAGCAGGAAGAAGUCCUCCUACAAAUAUACAACAUGGUGACACUGAAUACACAGUCCCCAGUCAAUAUCUAAGAGAUUCAAGGAGCGUCCAGCAUAACAUCGUUGUGAUUGCUUAUGGCAAGAAGGUCCCUGGGUUUGUCAAAUACAGUAUUCCAAUCCCAGCUGCACCUGCUGUACCUACAUGCAGCAUCUCUCCACAGUCAGGAAAUGUGCUUGAUGCUUUUGAAAUUACCUGUGAGUUGACGUCUUUCUGCUCCACAGGCUGUCUUUAUUGCCUCAAGACCGACACAGGCAAACAUCUCCGUUGCAGUAAUACAAAUGCAGUGAAAUCAAUCUUCCUGCCUUUGGGAGAUGAGAAGAACAAUCACAUUGUUACUGUGGUUGUGACAGUGAAGAAUAAACACACAACAGCGACUACAACUGUUGCAACUCAGGUAAUGAAAAGCAACUCCAGUGCCUCCAUACUAUCUCUUCAGUCUGCCGUCAAAGACACUGUAGAUCAACUGGAACAGCAAGGCCUGCUUUCUGGUGAGGCACUUGGACAAAUAUUCAGUUCCGUUUCGGACGUGCUGAAUUCAGAGGAUGACCGAGGUCAGAAGGACGCAAAAACAAAGCUCCGGGAACAGAUGUUGACCAAAAUGACAGAAGUUCUGCAGGACUGCCCAAGCAACACAACACAAGAAGUUCAAGUUUCAGCUGAAGCUGUGGCUGGACUAACGCAGAUGUCAGAUGAGCUCAGUCCUGUCGCUCAAGAGGAAGCUGGCUCAUUGUUGGUGAACCUCAGCUCUUACCUUUGCACCAUAACCAUCCAACCGCAUGAAAGAAGAGAUGAAGAUGUUGUGCAAGCAGCUACACCCAUAGUUGAAGCAGCCAGUAAUAUUCUAAAUGUUUCAUCAAAUAAAAAAGUCUCAGAUUUCCUUCUGGUUGGGAUUAACAAUCUUCAGAGUGCUUUGUUGAAUAAUAAGAAGUUGAAUGCAGAGCCUGCGGUCAUUGAUUCUGGUCAGAUCAGUGUAUAUGUUAAUAGAAUAUCCUCUGAAGACAUAAAGGUGCAUAACAUAGAUGUCCAGAAGGAAGGUUCCUCCAGCUUUUCCAUUCCUUCACUCCCCAUUGGCAUUCUCUCUCCGAUGGAGCCGGUGGAUAUCAGGAUGAUGAGUUUUGAGAAGAAUCCAUAUGCCUGGAAAGAGGAUAACAUCACAGGAACUGUGGCCUCUCUGUCUUUCACCAGAAUGAAUGGCACAGUCAUUCCUGUAGAAAACCUACCUAAGGAAAUAGAGAUUCUUCUUCCCAGGCUCAAUGUUGGGCAGCAGAACAGCACAGUCCUUGACCUCGCAAAUUUCAGCACAUUAGUGAUUGACAUACCGUCACCAGAGGUGACCCUAGUGCUGAAAAUGGAGCCUUCUGAAGACAUAUCCUUCAUGGUGUUCCUUGGAUAUAAAGAUUAUCCGAGCGAUAAGAGUCAUGUGGCCAAGACCAAGCUCCCGCUAGAGAAAACAAGUGAAGAGGAAAAAUUUACUUGGGUGCUAAGUCCCAAAGAUCGAACAGGAGGAGCUGGAGCUCAUUACCUUCUUGUAAAGCCAAUUGUUGAGCCAGGUGUCAAGUCAGUCAACGCCACAGUUGCUGUCACUUCUAUUGCUGCUCAGUGCAAAUACUGGAAUGAAACCAGGUCUUCAUGGAGUGAAGAUGGCUGCAGGGUUGGCCCCCUAACCACACCUUUGGUCACUCAAUGCCUCUGUAACCACUUAACGUUCUUCGGCAGCUCCUUCUUUGUUAUGCCCAACAUGGUGGAUGUCUCUCGCACUGCUGAACUCUUUGCAACAUUUGCUAACAAUCCGGUGGUGGUGUGCUUUGUGGGAUCGGUUUUUGUUGCUUAUCUGCUGGCGGUGGUAUGGGCACGCAGAAAAGACAUUCAGGACUCCACCAAGGUUAAGAUAACGGUUCUUGAGGACAAUGACCCUCUGGCUGAAUAUCGCUACAUGCUAACUGUUAAUACAGGCCACCGUCAUGGUGCAGCCACUUCCUCUCAGGUUACCAUAACUCUGCUGGGAACAGAGGGAGAAAGUGAACCCCACCAUCUGACAGACCCCGAAAAGUCUGUCUUUGAGAGAGGAGGGGUGGACUUGUUUCUCCUUACCACACACUUUUCUCUUGGAGAUCUGCAGAGCAUAAGACUCUGGCACGACAACUCAGGAGAUCACCCUGCAUGGUAUGUGAAUAAAGUGAUGGUGCAGGAUCUAGAAACUGGUCAGAAAUGGCACUUUCUGUGUAACUCCUGGCUUGCUGUAGAUAUGGCUGAGUGCUGCCUUGACAAGGUCUUUCCUGUGGCUACAGAGUCAGAUUUAAAGAGAUUUAGUAACUUGUUUUUUAUGAAGACUGCCAAGGAUUUUCAAGAUGGUCACAUCUGGUUCUCGGUCAUUAGCCGACCUCCCUGCAGCACUUUCACACGUGUGCAGCGAGUGUCCUGCUGUUUCUCCCUUUUGCUUUGCACCAUGCUGACAAGCAUUAUGUUUUGGGGCAUCCCUACAGACCCGUCUGAGCAAACCAUGGAUUUAGGCCACAUCGAGUUUACCUGGCAGCAGGUCAUGGUUGGAAUUCAAAGUUCCAUCAUCAUGUUCCCCAUCAAUCUCCUUAUUGUCAGCAUCUUCAGAAACACUCGUCCAAAAGAGAGAAGUGCCAAAGCAGAUGGGUCAAAACAAGGAAACACUGUUAGAGUUUCUCCCUCACAGACUUCAUCUCCUCAAACAGAGAUAAAGCAUAUCACUCCAGACACUGUGAUCAAGGACAUAAAGAGAAUAACGCAGUCGCUCUCAAAGACCAUGAAGAGCCCAUUGCCAAAUUUUGAUCUUGAUCCAGGCCAGCAUGUAGACAUCAACAUACUGCUGUCUCUGGUGGAGGAUAUCAUCAAAUGUCAGAACAAUGCAACAGUAGACUUCUACUCCAGCAGUUUCAAGAAAGACAGCAACAUGACUCUGAGUUUGGGUGCUGUCAAUCUACAAGAAAACGGUUUGUGGGGAAGCCCGGAAAAGACAUUCGACAAAACUCAAAAGAAGACAAACAGCAGUCGGUACCUGUACAAGCAACUGCAUCAUGUGGAAAAGGAGCUUCGUCUGUUGGGACCCUCUCAAUUUCCAAACACCAGAAGCUACAACAGAGCCAUGCAGCAAGUUCAGGGAAUGAAGAGUUGCUUGGAGUCUCUGCUGGAUGGAGACCAGCUGAACCGCAGCCCCAGUCCUGAUGAAAUUAUUAGCAGUGGCCCUGGAAAGAAGUGCUGCCAGGGUGGCCUUCCAUGGUGGUUUGUGUUUGUGGGGUGGAUACUGGUGAUUGCAACCAGUGCCGUGUCAGGAUACUUUACUAUGAUGUAUGGGCUGACCUAUGGGAAGGACCAGUCUAUAAACUGGCUUAUCUCCAUGGUGGUGUCCUUCUUUGAGAGUCUCUUUAUCACCCAACCUCUGAAGGUUCUUGGGUUUGCUGCUUUCUUUGCUCUUGUUCUAAAGAAAGUUGACCAGGAGGAGUUUGGAGAACCUCAGAUUGCAGAGAAGCUCACACAUGCAGAUGAUCCUGAUGUGGUGCUUGUAGCUAGAAGAGACAGCACAUGCAGUUUCUACCAGCCACCGCCUCCUACAGACAUCGAGAGGAUGAGGAAAAAUGUAAUUAAAGAGCAGAAAGUCUUCUGCCUCAUCAGGGAGAUUCUUGCUUACAUAGGAUUCAUGUGGGUCCUUCUUCUGGUUGCAUACGGUCAGAGGGACCCUAAUGCUUAUUUUCUGAACCGACACAUUCGACAAGGCUUCAGUAAAGGAAUCUCCAACACCAUGAGCAUUCAGGACGUGUUCGACUGGGCAAACACAACUUUACUGAGAAACCUUUAUGGAGAUUACCCAGGCUUUAUAACAGACGGAAAUUCAAAGCUUGUGGGUAAUGCUCGUCUCCGCCAGGUGAGAGUGCAGAAAAACUCAUGCCACGUUGCCAGCACCAUGCAGGAGUCUGUUCCAGACUGUCACACUUCUUACUCUUGGGAUUCUGAGGACGUCGGCUCUUACGAUCCUGGCUGGAGUCCUAAUGUGGUAAAAAACACAUCCCUGAACCCCCACAACCCGUGGAUGUACAGAUCUCAGAGCGAGCUGAGGGGUUUUCCCAUCUGGGGCGGCAUAAUGCUCUACAGAGGAGGCGGCUUUGUCAUGGAUCUGGGCCCAGACUUACAAAAGUCAAGGAGAAUCCUUCAGUACCUUUAUGACAAAACUUGGUUAGAUGUGUACACCCAAGCCAUCUUCGCUGAGUUCACGGUGUACAAUGCAAAUGUGAACCUCUUCUGCAUUGUUUCACUCAUGCUGGAAACCACAGCCACUGGCGCUUUCCAGUUCCGCAGCGAGCUUCACAGUGUCCGUCUUUACCAGUCCGCUGGGGGCCUCCACAUCUUUGUCAUGGCCUCUGAAAUCAUUUACUUUCUGUUCAUUAUUUACUACAUGUUUGUUCAGGGAAAAUUAAUUAGGAGCCAGAAAUGGGAUUAUUUCAAGAGGAAGUGGAAUCUGUUGGAGUUGGCAAUCAUUAUCCUCAGCUGGAGUGCGCUGUCAGUUUUCAUCAAGAGGACUAUACUUGGAAAGAGGGAUAUAAGCUUUUAUCAGAACAACAAACAGCAAUUUGCCAGUUUCCAUGAGACGGCUCAGGCAGACACAGUGCUUGGGUAUCUGAUUGCCUUUCUGGUUCUGCUGGCUACAGUCAAACUGUGGCACCUGCUGAGACUCAACCCCAAGCUGCACAUGAUCACGGCCACACUGCAGCGUGCUUGGACUGAUAUUUCAGGCUUCCUGGUGGUCAUGACCAUCAUGUUCAUGGCUUACUCGAUUACUUCUAACGUGAUGUACGGGUGGAAACUGUACUCCUAUAGGACUCUGCUUGAUGCUGCACAAACUAUUAUCAGCUUGCAGCUUGGCAUCUUUAACUACGACGAGGUUCUAAACUACAAUCCAGUCCUUGGGGCUUUCCUUAUUGGAUCCUGCAUUGUAUUCAUGACCUUUGUUGUGCUGAAUCUAUUUAUAUCUGUUAUUCUUGUGGCAUUCAGUCAAGAACAGAUCCAUCACAAGCCACCAGAAGAGGAGGAGAUUGUUGACCUGAUUGUGAUCAAGUUCUGCAACCUGUUUGGACGUAAAUGUCAGAAGCAAGUGGUUACCUAGCUGGUAUUAUUGUGAGGAUAAAGGAUGCCAUGUUGUCUGAAGUGUAACAUCAUAACCUUACACAGAUGCGAUAUUUUUAGUUACGGCUGCUGUAACCUGUCCUGCUGCCAAUCGCCAUUUCAGUGUUUUUCACUUCUUACAAAUAUAUUUGUAUGUGUUAUCAGAUAUAGGUAAUGUUUUUUGCCAUGAAAUUCUAAUAGUCUUAGAAUAAUCUGUUUCUUAUGACUUUUACUCAAACUGAAAGAGACUGCUUGUACAUGUUAAAUAAUGAGCUAUGGAAGCAUCAUCCUCUGUUUAGUCAUUUGUGCUUUGAACACCAACUUAGCAAUUUAAGGUGAUGACAAAAACAACCAUAGGUAAUAGAAAUGUUUUAUUUAUUUUUCGCAUGAGCAUAUAAAGGUUGGAAGAAAAUAUCC